GUGCAUAUAGACUUUGAUGGCCGAGUCGAUUGGAUCGCGGCUGUACAGCUGCUACAGAUGCAGAAACCAUGUCUCCUUUCAUGAUGACAUAAUUUCCAAACGUUUUCAGGCAGGGAACGGGCGAGCAUUCCUAUUCUCCCGUGCAGUGAACAUUCUUGUUGGGCCUAAAGAGGACAGGCAUCUUAUGACCGGUCUACACUCCGUGGCGGAUAUAUGGUGCUCCAGUUGCGGGGAGGUGUUGGGUUGGAAGUACGAACGAGCUUAUGAGGAAGCACAGAAGUACAAGGAAGGGAAAAUUGUGCUUGAAAAGUACAAAAUUGUUAAGGAAAACUGGUAG
This is a messenger RNA of Malania oleifera, 337 nucleotides long. Its product is annotated as protein yippee-like At4g27745. Bases 17 to 337 code for a protein of 106 amino acids. The record is from RefSeq and is a predicted model, not a curated record. The transcript is spliced from 2 exons. NCBI's taxonomy places the organism in Eukaryota, Viridiplantae, Streptophyta, Magnoliopsida, Santalales, Ximeniaceae.